Molecule: messenger RNA, 540 nt
Organism: Penicillium olsonii
Lineage: Eukaryota; Fungi; Ascomycota; Eurotiomycetes; Eurotiales; Aspergillaceae
Source: the annotation of a GenBank genome assembly
AUGGGUUGGUUCGACGGUAAAUCAAGCGCCUCCUCAUCAGGAUAUGUGCGCCGACGGUCGCCAACACACUCCAAGUCCGGAGCUUCACCCACCCGUUCCAAGUCCGGGUUUUCCACUCACCACUCGCGACACUCAGCACCUACCUUCUUCACUGGCCUGGGUGGAGGUCUGGGUGGCAGCCGAACGGGUGGCCGAUCAAGCCCAUCGGUGUUCUCCUCGUUCUCGUCGUCGUCUCGCCGCGCCCGACCCCGCGAGGGAUUCGUGCAGCGCAUGAUCCGUGACAUCAAGAGACUCUUCCGUGAUAUCUACCGAUACAUGCGCCGCAACCCAAUGAAGGUGUUCAUGAUGGUCAUUGUCCCUCUUUUGACAAGUGGUGUUCUGCCGAAGCUGCUUGGCUUUAUCGGCAUCCGGUUGCCGCAUGCCGUGAUCUCCGCCCUGGGUGGGAGUGUGCCCAAGCCCGCUGGAUACCCCGAGGCUGGUGGUCGUGGAAUUUCCGAGAACAUCAAUAGCCUGAUGAACAUUGCCAAGAUGUUUGCUUGA